GCCAUUUCCUGUGGAAGAGGCUGGGAGGCAGAGCUGAAAGGGGGAGGCAAAAAAAGGAGGCAGAAAGCUUGGGAAACCCAUUUGGGAGAGAAAAAGUCGUCUUUGCUGCCCCACUUCCUAGGACUUCUUCGUGAGGAAACUUGAGGGAAGAAGUCAAGAGCAGGAGAAGGAAAGGAAGAGGAGGAGGAGGAGGAGGAGGAGGAGGGAGAGGGAGAGAAGGGGGCUUGUUUUCCUGCUGCCAGAGCCCAGCUCAAGGGGGAAGCUGCGGGUGGAGGCUUUUUUGGAGCUUCAGGCGAGGCAAGCCAUGGCAAGAGGCUUUGUGGGGGACUGUUUUAAAAGUCCUGGCCCAUGAUUGUGACCCCUCCAAAAGAGAGAGGUCUGUCUCUGUGGGGCGGAGAGAGCAAAGAGGUGGCGCAAAAGACCGAAAGGUGUCUGGCGGAGGUUUGGAGUGGCGCCUUCCCUGGCCGAGGCGAAGCAGGGCUUAGUUGGGGGCCCUUCGGAAGGACUGACUGGGGCUGGCUCUGGUCCCCUUCGGCUGGAGGAAAGGGCCUCUUCCAUGCGCCUCGCCUCGCCUGGCUCCCUGGGCGCCCCGCUUGGCGCCUGGCCCCCCCCGGGCUCAGCCCCAUGUCCCAGGUGGGCAGCCCUCCCGCCGGAUCGCCCCAUGGAGCAGGCGCCCUGGAGAGGGGCCCGCCGGAGCCCAGCCCGGCAGGUCAAGAUACAAACGAGUCCUGUUCCUCCAAGUCUAAUUCAGCAAUAGCAACAACUCCAGAUUCUUCAAACCUACCCCAUAGCUCUCAAAAACAGACUACAGGUGUGAAGGAAGAAGAUCCAUCUCAAGAACAUUCAGCAUCUCACAGAUCCCUGGUGAAUGGAAUGUCCUCUUCAAAAACAAAAUCUGAGGAUGGCUUUGCAGUAGUGACCAAAGCUGUGACACGCCAGCCCCAGGGCCGGGUUACUGUUCAGAUCCCUCCAGCUUCGACUUUUAUCCCUCUGCUGCAGAAUGGUGCUGGACGCGUGUCAGAUGAGCUCAGCAAUUCUAACGGCGAGGCUGGAAAUGGUGUCUUGUGUUCUGAACUCAGGUCACUCUCAGGCUCCCAGAAGCCACAUCGAAAGCUACAGUCUCAUCACUCCAUCAACAGUCAGAUCAGCAAAAAGAGCAAAGGCAGCUCCAAAUCUGCAUCCUCUCAGAUUCCUACUGAAGCACAGGAAGAUUGCUGUGUCCACUGUAUCCUCUCCUGCCUCUUUUGUGAGUUCCUGACCCUCUGCAACAUCAUGCUGGACUGUGCCACUUGUGGCUCCUGCAGCUCCGAGGAUUCUUGCAUCUGCUGCUGUUGCUGUGGCUCUGGGGAAUGUGCCGAUUGUGACCUGCCCUGUGACAUGGACUGUGGCAUUAUAGAUGCAUGCUGUGAGUCAGCUGACUGCCUGGAAAUCUGCAUGGAGUGCUGUGGCUUGUGCUUUUCUUCUUGAAACUGGGAGUCAGAUCUUGUUGUCUGAACAUAGGAAUUCUGGCUAUGAACUGGGGGCAGGGGAAGAGACCUUGGCCAGGUUCCUGCCAUUAAUCUUCCCCAUUAUCAAAUGAUGAGAAUCCAUAAAAGCUAAGUUUGGAGCAGGAGAUGGGUUCAGUGUGGACUCUACUGAAACCAAAAUCCUGCUUGGGAACAAGUGGUUCUUUUUUUACCAGACUGACACUAAAGAUUUGCAGGACACUUGAAGCACACGUAGUGGAUUUGCUUCCCCACCCCCUUCCCACCAGAUUCCUCCUUAUGGAAGCUGGGAAAUAGCAGUGUUCCUGCUGCCUGAGCCAAGAGGAGGAAAAGAAUAGCUGCUUGGCAAAGAUCUGCUAGAGCAUUCACACAGCCAAAGAUCACAGGCAAGCCAUGCUGCCUGUGUUUAGUGUGCCAGUAAGCUGUGCCACCUACUGGCCAACAAAUCCAGCUGCCACUGCCCAGCUCCUGGAGGAGUUUUUCUAGUUCUGUUGUGUUACUGGCUGCCGAAAGUGCCUUAAGUAUAGUGAUGCUGCCAAUUAGUUGGCAGUCUCACUGGCUCUUGGCUGGCUCCUGAGCAUCUUGGCACUCCAAGGAAUGGCAGCUGGCCUAGUGUGCCAAGAAGGAAUGUUUUCACACAGCUGCUCAGGGCCCAUCCCUGACACUGUAGCUGCAGCUGGGUUCUUCCAGUGGCAUGAUGAAAGGAAGCCAGGUCCCCAGAGCAGCCCCUGACACAGUGAGAAAAAGUACUGAGGAGGCUUCCCUUCAUAUUUGUCUGCAGCUGGGAGCUGGCAUGUUCUGUGAAUCCUUUCAAAGAAACUGUAUUUCAUCCCUGCCCCGCUUCUUCCACCAUCUCUUAGUCAUCCUUUUGGAUAUUGGUGCUGAGAGUGGAUAGUUCUAUAAGGCCAAGAACACACCACUCUCCCCUGCCAAAUGCGCUCAUUCAAGGGCCUCUUGGUCAUCUCUGGUGCCUGCCAGAGAUCUCUAGAUGCUUUUUAGAAGGCUGGGGAUGCAGCAUAUAGGCGUGGAAGAGGAAGCAAAACACUAGGCCUGGCUCAAAGGCACAAGUCAGUUGCAUCUCCUCUUUGCAAGAUAUUGGACACUGAUGUGACAGCAUUCCAAGUGAUCCUUCUCACUUGGUUGCAUGUCUUAGGGCCAGCAGGUGGGACAAAUGCUACCAACCAAAAUAUGCCUGCCAUAUUGAGUCCCCUGUUUCCUUUUAGCAUGGGAAAGGUUUGUAUUUUGUCUUUUUAUUUGUUACUGUAAAUAAAAGUAUUUUUCAU
Messenger RNA from Sceloporus undulatus (fence lizard), 2767 nucleotides. RefSeq names its product MyoD family inhibitor (gene MDFI). The coding region runs from base 349 to 1467 and encodes 372 amino acids. The record is from RefSeq and is a predicted model, not a curated record. NCBI's taxonomy places the organism in Eukaryota, Metazoa, Chordata, Lepidosauria, Squamata, Phrynosomatidae. The transcript has 4 exons.